Acaulospora morrowiae is the source of this 1101-nucleotide messenger RNA. The record is from the annotation of a GenBank genome assembly. NCBI's taxonomy places the organism in Eukaryota, Fungi, Glomeromycota, Glomeromycetes, Diversisporales, Acaulosporaceae.
AUGUACUUUUCAGAGAAGAAAUCAUGGAAUGCCAAAGAUAUGUCCAUGAAAAAUCUCAUGGCAUUCUUCUUCCCUCAAAAGGGCGCUUCAACCCCUGUCGUCGUCGUCAGCACCCCCGCGAAUCAAUUAUCCCCUGAGAAAAGAAGAGAAAGAAGUCACGAAUUAAUGAAACUGGUAUCCAAUUCGUAUAGACGCAUGGUGUCUACAUUAGACAAAGAGGCGAAUCAUAUAGCGUGUAUAUACUAUAUGCUUUUACGUGGAAUGGACACCAUCGAAGAUGAUAUGACCAUCCCCAUCGAAAAGAAAAUACCUUUACUAAGAAAUUUUCACGAAAUCAUCUUUCAGAGAGGAUGGACCUUCAACGAAAAUGGACCAGAUGAAAAGCAUCGUCAAUUGCUAGUAGAAUUUGAUAUUAUCAUCGAAGAGUUUUUAUCAUUUAGUGAAGAAAUUCGAGAUAUCAUUGCUGAUGCCGCAAAAGAUAUGGGCAAUGGGAUGGCAGAUUACAUUCUACUCCGAGAAAAAUCAAAAUACUACGUGGUCACCGUAGAAGAUUAUGACAAAUACUGUUUCCAUAAAUUGGACAUUAUGAAAGAUUUCCGGAACGAUUUUUAUCAAAACAGAGUCUACUGGCCAAGUGCAAUUUGGUCUCAAUAUGUUACUAACGUUUCCGAAUUAAUGGAGCCCAUGAAUAAGGAGUUGGCGUUAAAUUGUCAGUCCGCCAUGACUCUAAAUGCUCUUUCACAUGUUGUUGAUAGUUUGGAAUUUCUGAGUAAACUUAAUAAUGACCCCGUGAUGUUUAAAAUUAUCGCCUUAUCGGUCGCCACCGAGUUUGCUUAUCUGACCGCGAUAUUUAGAAACUACGAUGUAUUUAGUAAGAAAGUGACUUACCAGGGAAUUGCCAAGGUGAUUUCAAAAUGUAAUAAUCUCGAGGAUUUCUGCAUACUAUGCAAGUCUAAUGUGAAAAAGAUUAUGAAAAGGAAUGAUCCUCGAGACACCAAGAGCUACAAGAAAAUUGAUGCCGUUUGCAAAGAGGUAGGAUCGACCGAUGGUGUGAAAGAUAUCUUUCUUUGCAUUAGUGUUCGAGGCACGAUGACUAAAUAA